Messenger RNA from Corvus hawaiiensis (hawaiian crow), 4282 nucleotides. It is a transcript of the gene AMIGO1, whose product is annotated as adhesion molecule with Ig like domain 1. Gene Ontology annotation, biological process: brain development. The record is from RefSeq and is a predicted model, not a curated record. Gene Ontology annotation, molecular function: protein binding. Lineage: Eukaryota; Metazoa; Chordata; Aves; Passeriformes; Corvidae.
CCCCAGACCCCGUCCUGGGGCGGAUCGGGGCGGUUCGGCUGCGUUCGGGCCGGGUCGGAACCGUUCGGCUGCGUUCGGGUCGGGCUCGGCUCCGCUCGGCUGAGCUCGGGAAAGAUCGGGAAGGUUCGGCUACGGUCGGCUCGGGCUCGGUUCCGCUCGGCUGAGCUCGGGGCAGAUCGGGGAGGUUCGGCCCGGCCCGGUUCGGCCCGGCUUGGUUCGGCGCGGCCCGCUCGGCUUCCUUCGGCUUCGCUUGGCUAAGGUCGUCUCGGUUCGGCUUCUCUCGGCUCGGUGCGGCUCCGCUUGACUCUGUUCGCUUCGGUUCGGUUCGGUUCGUCUGGGCCCGGCCCUGCCCGGUCGCCGCCGCACCGGGCCCGGUAACGCUCCGACCCCAUCCCCGGUCCAGGCCCGAGGCCAGCCUCGCUAACGCCCCGGGAGGAAGGAGGGGGAGAGAGGGAGCGAGCAUCCUCCGCCGCUCCGUCCGCAGCACGGCCGGGACCGGGGGGGCGGAGGCAUCCGGGCCGGGGGCAGCAGGCAGGAGCCCCGGGCCAGACGUGCCCCGGGUGGGCCGUGACAGUGGGGACAUGUCGUGACAGCCACCUCGCACCGUGACCUGGGUGGGCAGUGACCCAGGGACACCCUGUGGCACCAGGGGACCGAACCCCCCAAGCCGUGACACCGAGGGACCACCGGGACACAAAGCCAUUGCAUGUCGUGACACCGGGGGACCACAGCUACCCCAGGCAAUGGCACUGGGUGCACACCGUGGCACUUGGUGACAGCCCCCCUCAGCGCCGUGACACCCGUCACCAAGCACCCGCACCAUGACACCAGGUGAGCAGCCAGACUGGCAUGUGCUGUGACACUGGGUGAGCCCUGAGCCCAGAGCAUGCCAUGACACCGUGUGACUGAAGCCAUCCUGGACCGCUGACAUUGUGUGAGCCCUGAGCCUGGCACAUGCUGUGACACUGGGUGACCAAACCACCCUGUGCUGUGACUCUUGGGUGAGCCCUGAGCCCGGCACAUGCUGCGACACUGGGUGCCCAACAACUGAUCAACCAGCCUGGCACCUGCCACUGGGUGACCGAAGCCAUGUCGGACUGUGAUACCAAGUGACCAAGCCACUUUGCACCAUGACACCUGGGGAACCCAGAACCUGGUGCCUGCCGUGACACUGUGUGACUGAAGCCACCCUGGACCAGCUGAUCCAUCAGCCUGGCACGUGCUGUGACACCAGGUGACCAAAGCCACCCUGGACUGUAACACUGGCUGAGCCCUGAGCCCUGCACCUGCUGUGACACUGUGUGACCGAAGCCACCCUGUGUUAUGAGUGACACUGGGUGACCAAGCCGCUCCACAUCGUGACACCAUGUGACUGAAGCCUCCCCCACUCUCCACGCUGCGUGUCCCAGUCAUGCUGCCAUCCUGUCACCCGUGCGUGGCCAUGAGUGUCCCCGUGGGGCCACUGUCCCUGCUGCUGGCGCUGUCCCUGCUCCCACAGGGCUCUGCGGGAUGGAGCUGCCCCCCGCGCUGCGUCUGCGCCUCCAACCUGCUGAGCUGCUCUCAGGCCAACCUGAGCGCGGUGCCGGCCCCACUGCCGCGCUUCACCGCCGUCCUGGACCUGAGUCACAACAACGUGACCCGGCUGCGCGCGGACUGGACACCGGCGCGGCUGCCGCACCUGCACGCGCUGCUGCUGAGCCACAACGGGCUGGCCUUCGUGUCCACCGAGGCCUUCACCCACGUGCCGCGCCUGCGCCACCUCGACCUGUCCUCCAACCGCCUGCGGACGCUGGAUGAGAACCUGUUCAGCGACCUGGGCGAGCUGGAGGUGCUGCUGCUGUACAACAAUGAGAUCACCACCGUGGAUCGCACGGCCUUCGAGAACCUGGGCCGGCUGCGCAAGCUCUACCUGGGGCAGAACCGCAUCGCCCGCUUCCCGCUGGAGCUGCUCCGGGAGGGCACCCGGCUGCCGCAGCUGGCGCUGUUGGACCUGUCGGCCAACCGGCUGCGGGCCGUGCCCGCGGGCGAGCUGCAGGCGCUGCCCGCCUGGCUGCGCGACCGCCUCUACCUGCACAACAACCCGCUGGCCUGCGACUGCCUGCUCUUCCAGCUGCUGGACCGCGGCCACCGCCGCCACCUCAGCGCCGUGGUGGAUUUCCAGGAUGAGCUACGCUGCGUCCUGCCCGGAGCACCUGCUCCCAUCAAGAUCCUGGCACUGGCGGGCCAGCAGCCUCUCAACUGCAGCAAGGCACAGGAGGCCGUGCUGGAGGCGCACCUUGGGGACAGUGUGACGCUGGGCUGUGACAGCCGGUGGCAGGGGGUGCGCAGCCGGCACUGGGUGACACCGGGCGGGGAGCGGGUGCUGGGGGACGGGGGCAACGGCAGCGUGGUCCUGCUGGCCAAUGGCAGCCUCCAGCUGCGGGCGCUGCGCCCUGAGGAUGCCGGCACUUACGCCUGCUGGGUGGCCGGACCCCUCCUCAACGAGACCCUCUACGUGGAGCUGCUGGUGCACAACUUCACCCUGCACGGCCCCCAUGACACCUUGAACACGGCCUACACCACUCUGGUGGGCUGCAUCCUGAGCGUCGUGCUGGUGCUCAUCUACCUGUACCUCACCCCGUGCCGCUGCUGCUGCUGCCGUGGCACCGAGAAGCCACCGGCACCACGCGACGACAGCAUCAACUCCUCGGUGCUGAGCACCACCCCAAACCACGCCGGGGGCACCGGGGAGCCCUGCGGAUCCCACAUCGCCUCCAGUGCUGGCACAGGGCAGAACGGCCGGUUCAAGGGUGGGGGGACCCCCGCGCUGCCCGCCCGGCAGGGCCCCAAGGCGCAGAGGAAGGUGUCGGAUCCAGACUCGGUGAGUUCCGUCUUCUCCGACACGCCCAUCGUGGUGUGAGGGGACACUGUGGGGACGGUCCCCAGGGACACUCCAUGCCCCCACCACCACUGCAAGCUGUCCCUGGGCAGGAGGGGUGGCCAGACCCCCACUGCCGUGUUCCCAUCUUGGGGGCUCACACCAUCACACCCCAGGACUGAGCAUCACCACUGGCCCCCGCCGAGGUCACUGACACUAUGGGACAGUGAGGGACAGAGAUGUGACACACACUUUGGGGACAGUCUCCCACCGUGACCUGUCCCUGGGCAGGAGAGGUGCUUGGACCCCCACCACCAUGGCCCCAGCUUUUGGGGGUCCCACCAUCAUCCCCCAGGACUGAGCACUAUCCCUCACCCCCACUGAAAUCACCGAGGGACCGUGAGGGACAAGGGUGUGAGGGGACACACCGUGGGGACAGUCCACUGGGACACCCUGUGUUCCUACUGCUGCUGUCACCUGUUCCCCAUGGACAUGCCACGGGCAGAAGGGGUGGCUGGACCCCUUCUGCUGUGUCCCCAACUUGGGGGGGCAACACCAUUGCCCCCCAGGACAGAGCGUCACUGCUGGCACCCACCGAGGUCACUGCGCAACCUCAAGGGACAAGGAUGUGAAGGGGUAACCUGUCACCAGGCAAGAAGGGUGGCCAGACCCCCACUACCAUGUCCCAGCUUUUGGGGGUCCCACCGUCACUCCCCAGGACUGAGCAUCAUCCCUGGCCCCUGCCAGGGUCACCGUGGGACUGCAAUGGACAAGGGUGUGAGGGGACACAGCGUGGGGACAGUCUCCUGCUGUGACCCGUCCCCGGGCAGGAGGGAUCAUGGGACUCCCACCACCGUGUCCCUGGUUUUUGGGGGUCCCACCACUGAGGACUGAGCAUCGCUGCUGGCCCCUGCCGAGGUCACCACAGCACCACAGGGGCAAGUCUCUGGCAAGUGAGGACAACCCGGCCACAAACUGCAGGGCACCAGCCCCACCAGGCACCGGAGGACUGAGGGACAGUGACAGUAGCAGCCGUGAGCCCCCAGGAACGGCAGCACCAAGCAGAACCCCAUCUCCCUGCGGCCCCGACCCCCCCUCCCCCGCCCCCCUUGGCAUGUGCAUGGCCAAGCAUGAGUCCCCCGGGGAGCAUGUGCCACCCCCAGGGGGAUGCCGGGGGUGUGUCAACCCCCUGGGGACCCCCCCAACUCCCUCCUGACCCCCCCCUGCAACCCGCAGCCGCGAGCAGAGCCCUGUCCCCGCAGGGGGUGGGACCCGGGGGCUCCGGCACCCCAAAAAGGUGGUGCCCCCCUCAUCCCCCAUGCCAGCCCAGCCUGUGUCUCCUGUGCCCCCCCGGACGUUCCCCCCACCCCCCGCACUGGGCAAUGCCCACCAAUGCCGUGGCCAAUAAACGUGUUUGCCCUCGUG